This is a messenger RNA of Megalops cyprinoides (Indo-Pacific tarpon), 4329 nucleotides long. It is a transcript of the gene palmdb, whose product is annotated as palmdelphin b. Gene Ontology annotation, cellular component: membrane; cytoplasm. Gene Ontology annotation, biological process: regulation of cell shape. The record is from RefSeq and is a predicted model, not a curated record. The coding region runs from base 162 to 2828 and encodes 888 amino acids. The transcript has 8 exons. NCBI's taxonomy places the organism in Eukaryota, Metazoa, Chordata, Actinopteri, Elopiformes, Megalopidae.
AGAAGGCAGCCUGCCAGUCACUGGUAACCCCUGCUCUACCCUCAGUGUACCUGCACUCCCAGAGCUUGCAAUGCUGGACUUCACACUGUGCACUAAAGCCUGAGCUCCAGUUGCUUCCCUUCUCCCACCGCAGACUCCGACCGUCCACACGCUGGGUCACCAUGGAGGAGGCCGACCUGCUGAAGGAGCGACUCCAAGCCAUAACGGAUAAGAGGAAAAUACAAGAAGACAUUGCCAUAAAACGGAGAGAAAUUGAGGAGGAAAAGCUAAAGCUCCAGUACUUGAAGAAGAAAUCUUUGCGGGAGCAAUGGCUCAUGGAUGGACUAAGUCCCCAAAGCACUCAGGAGCAGGAGGCCAUGAAACUGCAAGCCCAGGAUGAUCAGCAACAGAGCAAGGUCCUGCAAAGCAACAUCCUAAGGAUAGAGAAGGAAAUCGAAGAUCUAGAAACGCAAGAGGCAACGAUUUCCACAAACGAGCAGCUCAUUCUGAAACGGCUGAAGGAAGUUGAGAAAACUGCUGAAGACAUUAUAAAGAAAGCCGCAGCUGGGGUGAGACAAGCAAAUGGAAAAGAACUGAGUGAAGGCUGCAGCCACUCUCAGAAUCAGAAACAAAAAGAACAAGACUACUCCUUGGAGUCUGUAACCAUGGAGACCAGCCAGCUAUCUGAAAUGGCCACUAUAAUUGAAUAUAAAAUGGAUUCUGUGGAGGCAGAGAUUGCUGAAAAUGAGGGCUUGAUUGGGGAAGCUGAUUUCUGCAAUUCCAUAGAAACAAAAGUAAAGGAUGACUUUCUGGCGGACUUGCCAGACGGUACAACUGCAGUUGAUGAAGAGGAUGAUCUAGAAAAUGGGAAUAGAACAGUCAUUCCCUGUCAAAAAGAAACUGUUAUCUUUGAGAUGGGACAUGAUGAACUCAACCGAACUGAGUCAAUGACCUCAUCUGUGUCGGAUACACCCUCCAGCGCAGGAAGUGUAUAUGAGAAUGAAUUGGUCCGCAGGAGACAAGACCUGCCUGACCCAGAGCCACCUACUAACACUGCAGCAACUGCAGAUGAUGCAGAAGACAGCUAUGUCACAGAGACAACAGAACUUGAACCACAAGAUGUCACCCUGGAAAAUAUGGACGAUGAUGAAAUGCAUGAGUCUGUCCCUGAGCAUUGCAUCAGGGAGGAUGCCUCCUCUGAUGUCUCCAUAGAGUCCUGCCACGAGCUCGACCAGGACAACAUAAGCAGCAGCCUCCGUGUGGAAAUCGUGGCCGUUUCCUCCGACAGUGAGACAGAUGAGAAAUGGAGGACCAUAUUUUCCUCUUCGAUAAAUAAAGAAGAUGAUGACGACGAUGAUUUCUUUUUGGACAACAGCCUUGAGUUAAGUGCCCGGGAGCUUUUUAUCCAAAAAACCGAAAAGAAAGAGGAGAGAGUCACAGAAGUCCAUGAGGGAGCCGAGGCAGAAAUCCCAGACAGAGAAGACAUUCUGGAGCAACCUGAACAUGAGGCAGAAUGCGACUUUCAGACACAGGAGCACCCCAAUGACAUCUCGUCAGUUGAGAGCCCGUCAAAAACUUCUGAAGACGAGGAAGAGCUUCAUCAGGGUUUGAAGCAAAGCACUCGCCCUUCGCAUUCAUCAAAGCUGGACUCUGGCAAGAAGGUUCCCGACGACUACUGCGUGAUUCAAGAGACGAAGAGUGAAAAUGUCAGCACGGAGCACGUGGACUUCCGCGUUGCUCGGAAGCAGUGGCUGAAGAUGGAGGAACAGACCAAGUGCCAGGUACACCAGCCCACUGUCAAGCAGGGCACCUGCCAGGGCGGCCACAGCUUCAUGUACACCCCAGUCCGAAACAUCGACAGGUCCAAAAGAGACCAUGACUUUGAGAAUCUGGCGCUGAGCGAGUGCUCACACGCCCAGUUCAGCCCAUGUUCCGAGGACUCCGGCCUGGACGACUCCAGCUACAGGUCCCCCUAUGACGACCCAGAGACCCCCAUCGAGAGGGAAAUCCGCCUGGCACUGGAGCGGGAAGAGAGCCUCCGGCGGGAGAGGGGCAUCUCCAAGCCGUUAAACCCCAGCGAGUGCAGACAGGCAGCCCAACCGGUGAUUCUCCUCCCGGGGAAGUUUGACAAAAGGCUUUGCCAGGAGGUGGAAGAGAAGAGAAAGAUGUUUGAGGCCCAGGAGGACAGCUGCAGAGUGCAGAAGUCGCCCAACACCAAGACACCAUCCUUCAUCAUCACCUCCUCACCGACAAAAGGUCACCUGUACCACGAGGUGGCAGGUAAUAAUGUCAUCAUCCUCGAACCUGAAGCCUACCCUUCUAGCCCGAGGCACGGUGCAAAAGAUGGCACUCUCUCCCCAGUGACAAAGAAAUCCAGCGAGUGGCCUUCUGAGACGUCCAACUUCAUCAUACUGGAGACAUCCAACCUGAUAAUACGCAGCGCGUCCGAGUUCUGCCUCAACACUGCCGGACAAGACACCCAGGAGAGCACAUUCCUGAACAACCCUUUCUUCAAACUGCGCUCCAGGAGCACUCAGUCUCUGAUCGACCAGGAAAUCCAGAUGGUCAGACAGAGGGAGGAGGAGCUGAAAAAGCAAAGGGCAAGCCUCUAUGCCAAAGAGAACUACAACACAGGUCUGGUCUCUCCAAAUCUACUGGACAACUUUGAUAAGUCAGACCUUCCAGUGAGAUGCAAGUCCUCUCCGUCAUCACCAAUGAAGACCGCACACAGGAUGGAUCGCUCCACGCUCUCCUGCGACCAUAGAUUUUCUGACACGUUCUCCGGAGGGCGCCGCAAGAGUGCCAUGGCGAUGCGCUGGGAGGCGGGGAUGUUCUCCAAUAACGAGUGAAGCGCGGGAGUGCUGCUGAAAGAGAAGACGUCUUUAUUUUCUGCUCUAUUUUACCAGAAAUUAUGAAAUGCUAUGAAGUCUGUUCAUGCUUAAGCAUAACACUGUCGUUACUUGUGUGAUGUCACCAGCACAUAGGUGAUACACGGUGGAGGCAGGUCGUAGUAAUGUGCACACGCCAAGAUGCCUGGAUGUUUCAUGAAUGUAGUGUUUAGUCUAGGGUAACAUGCUCUCACUCUUCUAGUGUUUAUUCAAAACAUAUUUUUGAUGUAUUGUCUUAGUCAAUCAAAGAGGGGAGUAUUUAUUGUAUUUUCGUAUGGUAUUUUCUCAAAAAAAAUGUUUGUAAUUGUCCUUAUACACCGUAAUAAGAGUUUUCAAUUUCUGAAACCAUGACCGCAUAGUUCAAAAUAAUAACAUUCCAAGUAACUCUAACUCUAAAUUAAAAAGCAUACUUUUUGCCAAGGUCUAAUGAUCUUUGUUUCAAACGGAUUACAAAAAAGGGCAUUAAAGAUAUUUGUCACAAAAUGAUAUUCAUUAGGAAAACAUACUAUUUUUAACCUAAUGUCCCACCCACCAGAGAUCCCUUGACAAAUUUCUUUAAAAAUAUUUUUUAAAUUUAUUAAACAAAGCAGAUGCACAAAAGAGCACAAAUGCACAAAAAGUAACGGAGUGGCAUAGUUGGUUUUGAAAAAUCUGAUUUUUUACUACAUUUUUAGCUCGGUCUCUGCUUUUAUGCCCCACAAACAGUUAGUUCCAUCAGAGCUGUCAAUAUAAUUCUUUUACAGAACAGAAAAGCCAGCUUGUCCAUGAGAGAAAAGCAUGUUAUUUGUUACAACCUCCCCUGAUGCAUCUUCACUAUUCCAAAUACAAAAUUACAUGAUUUUUGUAAGUCUUGGAUUCAAAAACUGAUGCAGAUAUGCAUUACAAACUCAUAGGGAAAACAUGCACAUCACAACAUUUCAAAACUAUUUAUAGUCACAUAACACAAAUAAGCAUAACAUGCAAAGCUUUCUCCAUGCAAUGACGGGUGCAUAAAGAAAUGCACAGAAAAGUGCUCAUUUUUCAGUUUUAAAUCAUACAGAAUGUUUCAGGUGCCAGUGGGGACAGAACAACCAUCAAAAAUGUCAAAAACAGUGCUUAAACUGUCUUAAAUUUGAAAUGUCUUAAAUUUAAAGAUCUGUGUUUUUGUAGGCCUUUCUGUGCAGCCAUUUGUGUAUGAUAUAAUACAAGUACUGCUUGCUUAGUUUUGAAUUUCAAAUAUUCAAGUCUGUGUGAAAAUCAGUUUAGAAGACAGAAUCUUUUCAAUUGCCUUCUUCAUGAAGCUGAUCUUUUGGGGUAGGGGUGGGGUUCUUGUAUUUUCCAAGCAAGUGUGGCAAAAUAUUAAUGCAAAAUAAAGAUGUAUGGACAAAUCUGAGAGCAAAACGGCCCUUUUGUUUUCAAAGAAAGUUAUUGAUAUGAGUCCUCUAAGUCUCUCAAAAAGCCAAAAAAUAAGUGCAUCGGUCUG